Messenger RNA from Galleria mellonella (greater wax moth), 864 nucleotides. It is a transcript of the gene Sumo, whose product is annotated as small ubiquitin-related modifier 3. Lineage: Eukaryota; Metazoa; Arthropoda; Insecta; Lepidoptera; Pyralidae. The record is from RefSeq and is a predicted model, not a curated record. Gene Ontology annotation, molecular function: ubiquitin-like protein ligase binding; protein tag activity. The coding region runs from base 177 to 452 and encodes 91 amino acids. Gene Ontology annotation, cellular component: nucleus. The transcript has 3 exons. Gene Ontology annotation, biological process: protein sumoylation.
UCUGCGCAUCGGUUGGCAACAUUGAGCUCUUUCCUUCCAAGCCGCGAUCGGACGCCAUUACCACGCUACCGGAUCGCGAAUCUGUCAUUAUAGCGUCUUUUCUAUAAUUAAUUUUAUAUUGUCCUAGACAUUUCUCUAAUUGUGUUUUUAGUUUACAAAAAUACAUUUCUCUCAAAAUGUCUGAUGAGAAAAAGGGAGAAAGUGAACACAUCAACUUAAAAGUAUUAGGUCAAGAUAAUGCUAUUGUCCAAUUCAAAAUUAAGAAACACACACCUCUCAGGAAGCUGAUGAAUGCCUACUGUGACAGAGCAGGUCUUUCAAUGCAAGUAGUCCGGUUCAGGUUUGACGGCCAGCCUAUUAAUGAAAAUGAUACACCUACAUCGCUGGAAAUGGAAGAGGGUGAUACAAUAGAGGUUUAUCAGCAGCAGACUGGUGGAGCGCCUCUAGUGUAACUUAUAUCUUAAGGAACUGUCCGAUCCCUAUGUGAAGACCGCUGUGGUGUGCCCAUCUCAAAACUUUAACAUUAAGUUAAUUAUAAUGUAACAUUUUUAUCGCAAGGAUGUUAAUGGAAUUUCCAAAAUAUACAUUGUCUGCAGAAUAUUGUUCCCUGAACAUUGUACAAAUUGGAAAUUUCAUUGUAAUCAAGAAAUUUAAGGUAAACCAAAUGUCUUAGUAACUUUGGAGCAAAUAUUCCAUUGUGAUAAUUAGUUGACAUUUUACAGAAUCAGCCAGUAUUUUUUAAACACUGGUAUAUUAAGGUAUUUUUCAUUUCUAUAUGUGGUAACUAUAAUUUAUUGGACUCGCGGUCCAUUCAAGUUAUCAAGGUCUGUAAUAGCAACUAAAAUAAAUGUAAUGGUAAUAUAA